This is a messenger RNA of Lotus japonicus, 1034 nucleotides long. RefSeq names its product extensin-3-like. NCBI's taxonomy places the organism in Eukaryota, Viridiplantae, Streptophyta, Magnoliopsida, Fabales, Fabaceae. The coding region runs from base 39 to 695 and encodes 218 amino acids. The transcript is spliced from 2 exons. The record is from RefSeq and is a predicted model, not a curated record.
UAGCUAUGUAAAAGCAGAACCAAAACCCACUUCAAGAAAUGGGUUCUCUAAUGGCUUCCAUUUCAAUCACCCUUGCAUUGACCAUAAUGCUAUUCAGUUUCCCAUCUGAAAUUUCAGCAAACCACUACGCCUAUUCCUCUCCUCCACCUCCUCCUAAGCCUUACUCCUACCACUCUCCACCACCACCGGUUCACUCACCACCUCCACCAUACGAGAAGCCUCACCCAGUGUACCACUCUCCACCUCCACCAUACGAGAAGCCACACCCAGUGUACCACUCUCCACCACCACCACCACCACAUAAGCCUUACAAGUACCCAUCACCUCCACCCCCACCACACAAGUACCCUCACCCCCACCCUCACCCAGUUUACCACUCUCCUCCACCACCACCACCACCUAAGAAGCAUUACAAGUACUCAUCUCCUCCACCACCAGUUCACACUUACCCUCACCCUCACCCAGUCUACCACUCUCCCCCACCACCAGUUCACACUUACCCUCACCCACACCCAGUUUACCAUUCUCCUCCACCACCACCACCACAUGAGAAGCCAUACAAAUAUGCAUCGCCUCCACCACCACCAGUUCACACUUACCCUCACCCAGUUUACCAUUCACCUCCUCCUCCAGUCCAUUCCCCACCUCCUCCACACUACUACUACAAAUCACCUCCUCCCCCAUACCAUCACUAGAUAGUGGUGCGUUGAUUUGGCAUCAUACCAUCCACAUGGACUUGUAGAGAUCUCAAAGUGUGAAAACAAAGAAUGCCAAUUGACGGGGAUGCGUAAAGAAGUACAAGAGGGGAUUAAAUUUCAUAUAUUUCGGCAUACCUCUUUGACUAUUGCUCAGAGGAUCGAGAGGACUGUUGUGUUUAUAUUUCUUUAUUUCAAUUUCAAUUGUGUGUUUGUUGUAAUAGACAGUUGUUAGGCACUGUUCCCUCGUGUCUGCAGUUGUCUGCAUGCAUUACUGUAAUUUUCAAUAUUGUUCGGUUUGAUGCUCAUAAGUCCAAUAAAUAUUCCCCGUUUAUAAUA